AUGACGCAGGACGAGCAGUCUAGACAGUUUGUCGCUGAUGAGGACAAGUUCGUUUUGAAACAAGCCAAGAAGAAGGCUGAUAUUCGAGUUCGGGAAGACCGAGCCAAGCCUAUUGAUCUCCUGGCCUUCAAUCUGCGCUUCAUCGACGACGACCGGGACGUCUUCGACGACGACGAUGCCGACUUGCACCUCAAUGUGGCCUCUCCCGAGGAGGUCCUGCAGGGGCUCGACGAAUCACAGCUACGAGACCUGGAUUCUGACAUCACGUCCUACCACACCCUCGAGCAAAACGACCGCAACCGCGACUACUGGAAGUCGUUGCAAACUAUCUGUGCCGACAGGCGGCAGAAGCUGAAACCACAAGGUCCAGACGCUCGGGUUGUGAGCACAGUAUCCGAAGAUGUCGACAAGAUCCUGCGCCCCAAGACGUACGAGCAGCUUGAGGCACUCGAAUCACAGAUCAAGGCAAAGCUCCGCUCCAACGACGAUAUCGAUGUCGACUAUUGGGAGCAGCUUCUCCGCAGUCUGCUGGUGUGGAAGGCUAAGGCCAAGCUGAGAAAGGUGUCCGAAGCAAUCAACGACAGCAAAGCCGCACUGCUCAAGCUGCAGGAUCCGGAAAAGGCAAAGGCACUAGGCGGCCACAACCAGCCCAAUCAUGCCGAUUCUAUUUCGGGCCCUGCAGCAGUCAGGAACCUGUCAUCUGAGCCAAGCAGGACAGAAACAAAGACGGUACCUGUUUCAAGUGCGCCCCCAGGAACAGCUCGAUUUGCUCAGACGGGCAACGAAGACUUUUCCCAAGCUACCAAAGCUCUAUACGACCGUGAGGUCGCGCGUGGCAUAGGUGAAGACGAAGAGAUUUUCACGGCAGAAGAGACCGUUGCAAGUGGUUCGAAACCUCAAUGGGCUGAUAAGCAUCGGCCACGAAAGCCGAGAUACUUCAAUCGCGUCCAGAUGGGCUACGAAUGGAACAAAUACAACCAGACACAUUACGACCACGACAACCCGCCCCCAAAGGUUGUCCAGGGCUACAAGUUCAACAUCUUCUAUCCCGAACUCAUUGACAAGACCAAGGCGCCCACUUUCAAAAUCAUUCGAGAACACGGUAGAAAAAGGGGAGAGUCUUUUGCCGCAGCAGGGGAGGAAGAUACAUGCCUCAUCCGAUUCAUCGCAGGCCCCCCAUACGAAGACAUUGCCUUCAGAAUCGUGGACCGCGAGUGGGAUUACAGUGCGAAGAAGGAUCGCGGCUUCAAAAGUUCCUUCGAUAAGGGUAUCCUGCAACUGCACUUUCAAUUCAAAAAGAUCUACUACCGGAAGUAA
Messenger RNA from Colletotrichum fioriniae, 1317 nucleotides. RefSeq lists its product as uncharacterized. NCBI's taxonomy places the organism in Eukaryota, Fungi, Ascomycota, Sordariomycetes, Glomerellales, Glomerellaceae. Gene Ontology annotation, cellular component: cytoplasm; spliceosomal complex. Gene Ontology annotation, molecular function: protein binding. Gene Ontology annotation, biological process: mRNA cis splicing, via spliceosome. The record is from RefSeq and is a predicted model, not a curated record.